UCAGCAGGUGAUGAAACCCCAUUGCAAGUCAGUUAUUUGCAAAGACUCCUAGGGUACAAUGCACCCUCUAACAGGCACCCACUACGAUGCCAAAGAAAAACUCUGGUCUGGACCCAACUGCAAGGAAAUCUACAAUGAGAAUAUAACACUGGGUGAAGUUAUCUAUGAUGUGCUCUCUAAGCAACCUCAAAAGGUCAUACAAAUCCAUGAUAUAAGCGGAGAAAAGCUAAAAGCUGGAGAAUUGCUGAAAUGUGCUGAGGCCCUCACAAAACACCUUUGGAAUUUCGGAUUACGUCCGGGUGAUAUAAUUGGCUUGUUUGCCAACAAUUGGACGCAAGUAACAACAUUGAUGGUGUCUUCAUUUUUGGCUGGCACACCCGUCAAUGCCUUGUAUCCAGGAUUCGAUAAAGAUAGUGUUUCCCUUAUCUAUAAGGUAACCCGUCCCAAAAUUCUUUUUUGUGAAGUGGAAAAUUACCAGAUAGCCAAAGAUAUUAUUCGCGAAUUGCAAUUGGAGGCAAAGAUUUUUAUUAUGAAUGAUAGUGAUGGUGUUCCUGGGGUGGGUCACAUAAAGGAUUUGCUAAAAAUUAAGGAAUGUGAAAUUCGGAAAGAUUUCAGAUAUGGCUGCCACGAUCUUAAUGGAAACGACACGGCUUUGAUUAUGUGUUCCUCCGGUACUACAGGAACGCCCAAGGGUGUUAUGUGCUCCCACAGAGCUUUGCUGAAUCAAAAAGUAUGUUUGACCAUCAAAAGAGAUUCGGUGAUAUCCACCUUCAGUACCAUGUAUUGGAUAUCGGGUGUUUUAAUGAUGCUCUCCUCUCUGACCAGCGGUUGUCUGCGUAUUUUAACCACGCGACCCUUUACAACCGACUACUUUUUAAAAUUGAUUGAAAGUCACCAAAUAACACAUUUCUUUGCAAGUGGUAGUUAUAUGGCGGAAUUGUGCAUGUAUGCAGAUACCAAGCGAAUUCAGAGCUCCUUAAGGUCGAUUGAUACUCUCCUGGUGGCCGGUUCAAAGAUACCUUUGGCCGUACAGGAAAAGAUGAACGGCAUCUUGGCGUGCAACAAACGAAGACCUGGUUUCAACGUGGUCUAUGGCAUGACUGAAUUAUCGGGUAUUUUGAGCAGUAAUUUACAUUAUGUGGCCGAUAGUUUGGAGGGAACUGAGGGCAAGCUGCUGCCCAAUAAUAAGGUAAAAAUUAUUAACAAACAAGGCCAGCGUUUGGGACCAACCGAACAUGGCGAAAUAUGCAUAUGGACACCAUACACCUGGAAGGGUUACUUCAAAAACUCCGAGGCCACAGGGAAAGCUCUUAAAAAUGGUUGGCUGCACACAGGUGAUAUUGGGUUCUUUGACGAUAAGGGAUUUCUUCACGUUUGCUCCCGUGAUAAUGAUGUCUUUAAAUCGAAAAAUUUCCAAAUUUAUCCACCCCUGAUAGAAGAUGUUCUUUAUCGUUUACGCGGCAUCGCUGAGACGUGUAUUGUUGGAGUUCCCGAUAUGGUGGCAGCGAAUUUAAUUGCAUGUGUCGUGGUGCGCAAUAAGACUGUGGAGGGCAUACGUCUCACGGCCAAGGAUGUUGAGAAGCAUGUGGCAGCCAAUAUGGGUAGUAUAUAUCAUAUUAGCGACGGGGUUUAUUUUGUCGAUAGCUUACCAAAAACUGGAUCGGGUAAGGUAAGAAGAAGCAAAGUUUUGGAAUUGGUAAUGUCGAUGAAAGAUACAGCAUUAGAGGCGUUGGAAUAAAUGAAUGAUGUUUAUACUGUA
Messenger RNA from Musca domestica (house fly), 1759 nucleotides. Its product is annotated as 2-succinylbenzoate--CoA ligase-like. The transcript has 4 exons. Bases 59 to 1738 code for a protein of 559 amino acids. Lineage: Eukaryota; Metazoa; Arthropoda; Insecta; Diptera; Muscidae. Gene Ontology annotation, molecular function: long-chain fatty acid-CoA ligase activity. The record is from RefSeq and is a predicted model, not a curated record. Gene Ontology annotation, biological process: fatty-acyl-CoA biosynthetic process; long-chain fatty acid metabolic process.